Prunus armeniaca (apricot) is the source of this 1194-nucleotide messenger RNA. The record is from the annotation of a GenBank genome assembly. NCBI's taxonomy places the organism in Eukaryota, Viridiplantae, Streptophyta, Magnoliopsida, Rosales, Rosaceae.
AUGACGAGAAAUGGUGCACUGAAACCCCAAAUGAGAAGCGAACAUAAAAACACCCAUUGCUGCAUUUCCCGGGAGUUCUCCGCAGCGGCGGCCAACAACGCCAACAAAAUCGCCGUUGUACACGCCUCCGGUGGGGCCCUCAUUUCCCCACAACUCCGUACCCGCACCUCCAUCACAGAGGAUGCUGCUCCUGCUCUCGUCCGGCAGUUCCUCUAUGACGGCGAUCACUCCUUCACCUACUCCCAUCUCAUCUCAGCCGUCGGUUCACUCACCUCCCAGCUCCUCUCCACCCCUCGACUUUCCUGUGAUUACAACAAGCCCAGCCGGAGAAUCUUCGGCUUAUACAUGCCGCCCUCGGCGGAGUACAUAGUGUCCGUGCUUUCAGUUUUGAGGUGCGGAGAGGCCUUUCUGCCUCUGGACCCUUCGUGGCCCAAACAGAGGCUACUUUCAGUAAUUUCCUCGGCCAAUGUCGACCUCAUCAUCGCCUGCAGGACGCCGUUCGGGUUUGAAUCCGACUCGAAUUGGCCACCCGUGGCCUGCGGUGGUCGCGUUUUGUGGUUCUCAAUGGAAGAGCGUAAAAAUGGAGGGAUCGAUUGGGAUUGGGCGUGCAAAUGUGAGAGUGUGAAGGAGAGGCCGUGCUGGUGUUAUUUGAUGUACACUUCGGGUUCGACUGGGAAACCGAAAGGUGUGUGUGGAACUGAGCAAGGUCUUUUGAAUCGGUUUCUAUGGAUGCAAGAGUUGUAUCCACUGUUUGGGGACGAGGUUUUGUUGUUCAAGACAGGGAUAAGCUUUGUUGAUCACCUGCAAGAGUUUCUUAGCGCUAUUCUCACUGGUUGUACUUUGGUUAUACCUCCUUUCAAUCACCUUAAGCGCAAUGUGUUUUCGCUUGUCGAUUUUCUACAGGCUUACUGUGUCAAUAGACUUACUGCUGUUCCAUCACUUAUGAGAGCAAUCCUUCCUUCCUUACAAGGUCGAGAUGACAAGCAGCUUCCAAGGUCAUUGGAUUUGUUAGUGUUAAGCGGCGAAGUUUUGCCUUUAUCCUUAUGGGAUAUGCUCUCCAAGAUAUUACCGAGGACCACUAUUUUGAAUUUGUAUGGGAGUACCGAGGCUGCCUUCAUAAACACGAAUCUUUACUAUCUGGAGUGCAGUUUCCUUUGUGGGAUAUGUGAUGCUUGUAUCAGGAAAGAAUUUUAA